AUGAAAAACGAAAAAGAAAAAAAAAAGGAAAAAAAAGAAAAGGAAAGGAAAGGAAAGAAAAAAAAAGAAAAACUAACGAAACGAAAAUACCAAAGAAGCAAAGAACCAAAGAACCCAAAAAUGAAAGAAUCAAUUAACCAAAGAACCAAGAAGCAAAGACCAAAGAACCCAAGAAGCAAAGGACCAAAGAACCCAAGAACGAAAAACCAAAGAAGCAAAAAACCUAAGAGCGAAAAAAGCAAAGAACGAAAUACCAAAGAAACAAAGAAACAAAGAACCCAAGAACCACCAACGAAAAUAGUAAAGAACCACCAACAAAAGGAUCAAUGA
This is a messenger RNA of Funneliformis caledonium, 330 nucleotides long. The record is from the annotation of a GenBank genome assembly. NCBI's taxonomy places the organism in Eukaryota, Fungi, Glomeromycota, Glomeromycetes, Glomerales, Glomeraceae.